Molecule: messenger RNA, 5224 nt
Organism: Ictalurus punctatus (channel catfish)
Lineage: Eukaryota; Metazoa; Chordata; Actinopteri; Siluriformes; Ictaluridae
Gene: slc16a6b
Product: solute carrier family 16 member 6b
Exons: 6
Coding region: 702-2291 (529 amino acids)
Biological process (GO): transmembrane transport; monocarboxylic acid transport
Molecular function (GO): monocarboxylic acid transmembrane transporter activity
Source: RefSeq, a predicted model, not a curated record
AUAAGUAAGCUAAUAUAGAGAAAACUUCACCACUAGUGCAAAUAAUAUUUUUUAAAUAAUAACAAUUACUAUUAUAUUUGUUAUAAGAUCAUGUUCAUUAUAUAGCAGUAUCUCUGGAUGUGUGUAUGUUUGUGAUGUUGUGUCGGCGCGCGCUCUGAAGGCUUUAUGAAAGUGCGACAUGGGAGCGCGCAGUGGCAGGGACGCGCGCGCUCGCGCUCGUGGCGAUUCUCAACAGUGAAGCGGUGGCGCGCGUGCCUGCGUCUCACAUACCGGCUCGAGCCGGUAUCAAAAUCUGCCGAGAGAGGCGAGAGAAAGAAAGAAAAAAACCGCAAAAAAAUUAAAAUAAAAACCGGAAAAGUGGGGGAAACGCGAGGACCAGCCGGUUAGAUAGGUGAUGCUCGCGCCGCAAACGGCGUCACGUUUAGAUUAGAGCACGCGAGCGAUAAUAUUUUAAGGAUCUCACCGGAGUUGUGGUCUGUUUUAUUCACAGAGAAAUAAGCGCGUGCCCAAGUUGCUCUCCAUUCACAGUUAUAGGAGCUCGUUAACGUUGAGAUGAGGACGUUCAGGUUGCUGAAAGGAAGGUAGCUUGUUGUUGUUGUUGUGUUUUUUUGUUUUGUAUUUUCGAGUGGAAGCACGACCACCGAAUUUUUUCCCCACGUUUUGUCCAGUCAUCAUUUUUGACAGGACGUGACGAGUCGACCAUGAUGGGACGGACGCCCACUCUGCAUGGCUGCAUGAAGCCCAACGUCUACCCGCAGGCUCCCGACGGUGGUUGGGGCUGGGUCGUGGCCGUGGCCUUCUUCUUUGUCGAGGUUUUCACCUACGGCAUCAUCAAGGUCUUCGGAAUCUUCCUGCAGGAUCUCACCAGCAAUUUCGGAGAGACCAACAGCCGGGUGUCCUGGAUCGUCUCCAUCUGUGUCUUCGUCAUGUCCUUCACAGCUCCUCUGUCCUCUGUGCUGAGUAACCGGUUUGGAUUUGGGCCGGUCGUGAUGGUCGGGGGCGUCCUGAUCAGUUUGGGUACCAUCACCACCGCCUUCACCACAUCCAUCACUCAGAUGUACAUCACCGUGGGCCUCAUUACAGGCCUCGGUUACUGCCUCACCUUCCUUCCCACCGUCACCAUCCUCUCGCAGUAUUUCGACAAGCGCAGGUCACUCGUCACGUCAUUCGCCUCCACCGGAGAGUGUUUCUCGCUUUCCGCCUUGGCGCCAGCCUUCAGCGCGUUGAAAAACCAGGUUGGCUGGCGUAACUGCAUGAUUGUUAUAGGGCUCCUACAGGCUUCUGUGAUUGGCUGUGGAGCCCUGCUCAGACCAAUCAUCCUACAGCCUGAAUGUUCUAAGCAGGAAGAGGAACUGGAAGGUCCUCAGUCUCCCCUUAAAACGAGUCCCGAAAACAAAUACGAGCUGGAGAACGAGUUCACGCACACGUCGCUGAACUCUGUCGACUCCGGUGUUCAGUCCAUCUCCUCAGCGGAGCAGAACAUGGCCUCGUCAGAAACCUCAGAAACAGACCUGGAGGAGGUGGAGAGAGGAGAGGGCGAGGGUGAUGAUUGGGUACUGCCUUUCACUCCUCUAAAACAAAAACAGAACGAGGAAAGAAAAAGGAAAUUCCCUGAUCUUUCGCUGCUAAAAGACACCAGCUUCAUUUGCUACUCCCUCUUUGGCCUGUUCGCCACGUUGGGUUUUUUUGCACCGCAGCUCUAUGUGAUUGAGCUGAGCGUGCAUUACGGGGUGGAGCGCAACAAGGCCACCUACAUGCUUUCCAUCAUGGCUGCGGCUGAGAUUUUCGGCCGCCUGUCCAUCGGCUGGCUGAUGAACCGCAAACCCAUCCGCAAAAUCUACAUCCUGCUGAUCUGCACGGUGCUGCUGAGCCUGGUGCUCGCACUCUUCCCUGCUGUCUCCUCACAUUUCUGGGCGCUCGCUUCCUGUUGUGCCGUCUGCGGCUUCCUGUUUGGCACGGUCGCCUCCAGCCACAUCCCCAUGCUGGCCGAGGACGACGUGUUGGGUAUGGAAAGGAUGACGAUGGGUGCCGGAGUUUACGUUUUCAUCCAGAGCUUUGCCGGCCUCGCUGGUCCACCACUCGCAGGCAAGUUGGUAGACGUGACUAAGGAUUACGGCUCAGCGUUUUACUCCAGCGCGGCCGGGGUGUGUGUCGGCGCAUUGUUCCUCUCGCUGGUGCGACCGGCUAAAACCGGUUGGAAUUGCUGUAGGAGGGACAGGAAGUGUGUAAAACAGGAACAGGAAGUUAGGCCAGAUGACUUCCUGGAAGUGGACAUAAUUCUGGAGCAAUGAGGCAACAAAGGACACGGCACAUGUCUGAGAUACAAAACACACACAAACAAACACGCACAAAACUUGAACAAUACACCCAAAGACGAACUUUACAGACACUGAUUCCUUUUUUUUUUUGGUGCCUCGUUUUCUCUCCACUUGUAUUUUUUAUGUUGUUUUUUUUUUUUUAAACGUAGUUUUUCUCUGACCAAACGAAACCUCAAGCUGGUGAUGCUGCUGUUCUCAUCGACAUAGUCUUGAUUUUACUAUUUUGUGUUGAAGUUGUGCAGAUCUCAGUAAGGGUGAGCUAUAUGUUACAGAGGAUAUACUACAUCACCAGUCAGCACUGCUUUAGGCAAUACCAAGUCGCCAACGCUUUUUUCCGUAAUUUAUUCCUCAAAACAUGAGGCAGUAUUUAAAAAGAUUAAUUUCUGUGCAGAACAACGUUUGUUAGCGUUUCUUUUCUACGAAGUAAAAAGCUACUUGUUGCAGUACAUCCUCAUAUUGCUUGCCCCUGCCUCAGCGCUGUAUUAUUUUAUGUAGUUUACACCACGGUUUGUUGUUCUAUUCAUAAUGACGCUAAUUAGAGGGCAAUUAUGCCAAAAUGUCAACAUAAAUUGCUCGAUGAAAAGUAGAAAAUCAUGCAGAGAGUUUAAAAUUAAAAAAACAAAAACGUUCCAGUCUGAUUUGUUCAGUGGCAGAGAGAGGAAUCGGCAGUCCAAUGCAUUUAAAGCUUGACAUUGGAUACAAAUAGGGUGUGGUCAUUAAUAUGGGGUGGAGUUACAUUCAAAUUGCUGUUUCUCAGAAACAGUAAGUGUAUUUUUUUUGAUGAUGACCUGAUCACUUGGGGGCAAAAAAAACAUAGCUGCCAACAGCCAAUCAGCUUUCAGUAGGCAUUUGACAAGGUUUUAAAUUUUUUUUUUUUUUAACGAUGAAAAUUCUCCUCAUUUGUCGUCUUAAACCAUAAGAAUUUGCCCUUUUGGAUCAUUUAGCCUUUCCCACUUUCGUUUAAGACUAGUUUUAGGAUUUUUGCCGUAGCUACCAAGGACUAUGGUGGAUGAAACUCCAUAAUUAUCAAAAGCAUUAUGAGAUUUGAAAACUCUUGUACAGUGGAGCUUAAUGUACUCAAAUAACUGAAACUCAUGAUUGAUUGCAUGGAUUCACACACACACACAAAAAAAAUUGGAGGACAAGAUUCAAGAUUCAGGACAAAAUUCUGGGGUGUGGUCAUUCAUGGGGGCGGGUUUUGUUCAAAUAGCUGUUUCUCAGGAACUAUAAGUCUGAUCAAGCUGAACUUUAGUGUAUCAGUAAUUGGAUUUCUGAUGGUUACUUCAGCUCUCAGCAGGCAUCUGAGAGAGUUGGAACUGAGGUAUUGUAACAAAACUCGAACAAAACUAAUUGAUAUUAAGAAUGUAUAUACUGGAAAGAAAUCAGAGGUUGUCCAUUUUUCUAGAAUACCUUCUCGAUCAAAACACGCUGCAUGACUUCUCAACUGAUGUUGAAUUUAAACGACUCUGUUUGUGUAUUAUUACUGCAGUGUGCGUGUGUGUAGACACACAACACUGUAGGCAUCAUAGAUGAUCUGUCACUUAUAGCUAUUAUAACUGCCACUCUGACCAGGGUAUAAUAUCAUGAUAAAAUGGUGGUCUCCCCACUCGAGGCAUUGUUGAGUUCGUAUCUGAAACGUGGGCCUUCGUCAUUCAUGUCUGAUGUCAUAUGUUUUCUCAAACUUUCCAAGUUAAACUUGUGUGGUGAACAGAAUUACAGGAUUGCCUUCUCUGAGAAGGAACCCUCAGCAGACAGCUGUCUUUGUACCUUCUAAGGAACCGUAGGGGACAGACUUGCUGUCCAAAAGUGCUGCCUACUUUCUGAGUAGUGCACAGCCAGGUGUUCACGCUAACAACAUUGUGCAUGUUGAAUGUGCUAAUAUAUUGUGUAAUUGAUGAGUGACACUUUUCUUCUUCUUCUACUUCUUCUUCUUCUUCUUAUGCUCCAGGUAGAUCCAGCGACAUGUCUUCCAUGUUGUACAUUUCUUUUUCUUUGUUAUAAAAGUGUAAUAGAUGAAGAAUGAACUUAGCAACAAUGUUUUUUUUUUUUGCUUUUUAAUUUUUUAAAAAAAAUAUUUAAAUCCUGUCACUACCACAACACAAAUCAAAGUCAUUCGUAUUUAUUUUGAUAUUUUUAAUCCGCUUUAUUUAAAUUCAUUAGCAAACUUGAAUAUGUUGCAGGCGAGAAACAAUCGGACUCAUAAAACCUACAAGUGUGUGUAAUAACGUUAGGCCCCACUCUAAUACGCAUUUAACGUGCCCUUCACUUCCUGUCACCAUUUCCCCUUGGCUCUAAGACGAGGGAUCGAGUGGCCAUCACUCGAGAUUUUGGAAGUUGUUACCAUGAAGCCAUUACUGCAAUCUGACGCAGAUUCCUUAUUUCAAAAUGGUGACUAAAGCUGUUUAACAGAAGCAAUAAAAUUUCAAACUUCUGUACAGCGGAAGUGAGAGAACUGUUACUUUACUCAGCUAGCUAGUUAACAGGCCUGCUAGUUUGCACCUCAUAUAGUGACAGAGUGUAUAAAUCUCAUGCACAUUGUUUGUAAUGUGCCUUCUGACUGUACGAAGGACACGUUAAAAGCCGUAUUGGUGCAUGGGGAUGUUUAGACUUGAACACACACACACACACACUUUAUGACUUGAAUGGCUUUGAUUUAUUGUAUAUUGUCUCAGCCAUAAUGUUAUGAUUGCACUGUAUGUUGCUGGUGGUUUCAUUUUUUUUUUUUUACAUCACACAUUUACAUCUUAUUUAAUGUUUGUUCCAGAUUUAAAAAAGAAAAAAGAAUAAAAGAAAAUUGUGUGCAAUGAAACCAAACCACAAUGUAGUGUUUGCCUCUGAAAUGCUGCAACUGCUGUACUGCAAUUAGACUCAUAUUUACACAAGAAUAAACUCUGUUAUUAAUUUUA